AAAUAUUUAGUCCACCUGUUAUCCAGAGUCAAUCAGGUGAUAGUCGGAUCCACACUGAAGCUGAGUGCUGAGUUUUAUUGAGUUUACUGAGCUGCAGUCGAGUCUCUUGCAGCGCUGCAGCUUGUGGCGAGGCUGACGGGUCGAUUUCUGUCCGCCCUCAUUCAUUUAUCUCAGGAUCUGGAGCAGGGACUGGGUGCAAGGCGUGCUGUAAGUUGAACUUUGAUUAGAACUAUUUGCCAGGUGGUGUGCAAAGGUUCUCCAACGAGAAGUUCACUGUUCAGACGGCGUUUGCAAGGAGAGCAUCAAUGGCUUCUGCGUGGCAACGCGUCCAGUCUGCAUACCAGAGGAUAGUGGACAAUGGAGACAAGAGGACGGACCCAUGGCUGCUGGUCUACUCCCCCGUCCCCGUGUCACUCAUCUUCCUGGUUUACCUCUGUGUGGUCUGGGUGGGCCCCCGUCUGAUGAAACACAGACAACCCGUUGACCUCCGAGUCGUUCUCAUUGUUUACAACUUCACCAUGGUCGGCCUGUCUGCCUACAUGUUCCAUGAGUUCCUGGUCACAUCCUGGCUCUCAAACUACAGCUACCUCUGCCAGCCUGUAGAUUACAGCACCAGCCCCUUGGCAAUGAGGAUGGCCAAAGUUUGCUGGUGGUUUUUCUUCUCCAAGAUCAUAGAGCUCAGCGACACGCUCUUCUUUAUCCUGAGGAAGAAGAACAGUCAGGUGACGUUCCUUCACGUUUACCACCACGCCACCAUGAUCUUCAACUGGUGGGCAGGAGUCAAAUAUGUGGCCGGAGGACAGUCGUUCUUCAUCGGCCUGGCCAACACCUUCGUCCACAUCGUGAUGUAUUCCUACUACGGCCUGGCUGCCAUCGGCCCUCACAUGCAGAAGUACCUGUGGUGGAAGAGAUACCUCACGUCUCUGCAGCUGCUGCAGUUUCUGCUCUUCCUCCUGCACACGGGCUACAACCUGUUCACAGAGUGCGACUUCCCGGACUCCAUGAACAUGGUGGUGUUUGGUUACUGCAUCACCCUCAUCAUCCUCUUCAGUAAUUUCUAUUAUCAGAGCUACCUCAGUAAGAAGAAGCAGAAAUGAGACACAGAUGUUUCCCGUGUCUGCAGUACUCACUUGCAUCCACUAGAGGGAACAACAUGCCCGCAGUUUUCGCUCUUGGUGCUCAUCAUCGAGUGUCAGUGCAACCCUACAGCCAAACUUCAAUAGAUGACAGAAAGCACAUGUGAACAACCUAAGGACUUUCUAGAGUGUGUCAAAGAAGAGACAGCACGUGAUCAUUCAGUUAUUUAUUUCUUAAAUUGAGAAAUGACAAACAUU
Molecule: messenger RNA, 1334 nt
Organism: Scatophagus argus
Lineage: Eukaryota; Metazoa; Chordata; Actinopteri; Scatophagidae
Gene: elovl8b
Product: ELOVL fatty acid elongase 8b
Exons: 8
Coding region: 306-1097 (263 amino acids)
Biological process (GO): sphingolipid biosynthetic process; fatty acid elongation, monounsaturated fatty acid; fatty acid elongation, saturated fatty acid
Cellular component (GO): endoplasmic reticulum membrane
Molecular function (GO): fatty acid elongase activity
Source: RefSeq, a predicted model, not a curated record